AUGCUGUCCUCUGAGUUUGGGCUCCUCGUCGCAACAGCAGCCGUCUUUCUAGCCACGGGUCAUGCCGAAGAAAGGUGUGUGGGACCCGUAGGCCCCCAAGGACCUCCUGGAAGAAGUGGGCCUCCUGGUCCAGUAGGACCACAGGGUGAAAGAGGAGAUCCGGGACAACCAGGCCUGUCGGCAUAUGAGGACCCUGAACGGCGAAACAAGCUCUGGGGACUGGAACACAGAAUCACCCGGUUGGAAAGAGCCUUGGCUUUGAACGGAAAGAUCGCCAUCGUCGGCGAGAAGCUGUUCGCCAGCACGGAGAAACCCGAUGAUUUCGAUAACACAGUAAGAAUCUGCAAAGCAGCUCACGGCUCCAUCGCCACUCCACGGGACAGGAAGGAGAAUGACGCCGUGAUGAGUUUCGUGUCUACGUUCAACACGUACGCCUAUCUGGGCAUCACAGAAGGGCACGUCCCUGGGGAGUUCCUGUUCCUGAACGGGGCUCCUUUGAAUUACACCAACUGGUAUGAGGGCGAGCCGAAGGGGAAAGGGGCAGAGAAAUGUGUGGAGAUGUACCUGGACGGUACUUGGAAUGACAAAAUAUGCAGCAAGUCCCGCCUCACUGUCUGUGAAUUUUAA
Messenger RNA from Euleptes europaea (tarantolino), 627 nucleotides. RefSeq names its product pulmonary surfactant-associated protein A-like. The record is from RefSeq and is a predicted model, not a curated record. Lineage: Eukaryota; Metazoa; Chordata; Lepidosauria; Squamata; Sphaerodactylidae. Gene Ontology annotation, cellular component: multivesicular body; rough endoplasmic reticulum. The transcript is spliced from 4 exons. Bases 1 to 627 code for a protein of 208 amino acids.